GUCAAUCCGAGCUCGUCCCGGCCUCACCAGCGCCAUGCUGGGCUCGCGAGCCGCGGGGUUCGCGCGGGGCCUGCGGGCUGUGGCACUGGCGUGGCUGCCGGGCUGGCGGGGCCGCUCCUUCGCCCUGGCGCGUACGGCAGGCGCGCCCCACAGUGGGGACUUGCAGCCCCCCGCCUGUCCCGAGCCGCGCGGGCGCCAGCUCAGUUUGUCCGCGGCGGCGGUGGUGGACUCUGCGCCCCGCCCCCUGCAGCCGUACUUGCGCCUCAUGCGGUUGGACAAGCCCAUUGGUGAGUGCGGGCGGGCGGGCAGCCCGGGAAUUUGCAAGUAGCAGCCUCCGAGUCGGCUCCGCGGAGCUGUCCGCGGCGGCCGGCCGGGGCGUGAUGGAAAUGAGAACCUGAAAGCUUGGGCUUGGCUGCCGGGUGCCGUGCGCCCUGGGGCGAAUCACCUCGGGACACUUUGAAAUGAGAGCCUGAAAGCUUGAGCUUGGCUGCCGGCUGCCGUGCGCCCUGGGGCGAGUCACCUCAGGACACGCAGUCGGGACAGUCUCCUAAAGGACCCGCCAGUUUCACGUCUUUCUGCAUCCUGAGCACCUGAAGCGGGCAAGAUAAUUCUCAUUCCACAAACACUUGUUUAAAUGGUGACUCAAGCGGAAGGUUCCGUUCUCGUGGCCCUCCUUCAUUUAUUAGAAUGUUUGAUCCUCCCCGCAAUCUUGUAAGGCCCACAAAGACAAUCCUUAAGACAGUUAAGACGCUGAGGAAACUAAGGCUCCUCGUCAGAGCCAGACCAGAAGAACUCUGUGUUUUGAUGCUGAGUCGGAGCUCUUUUACCUGCAUCACCCAUAAGGCAAAGAUUUAAUUCAUUUGAACGCAGCAGGGACAGCACUUACGGACUGCCUGUCAGCUGACAAUCGCCCCCGACAGAAAGAUUUUCCUGACCUUCCUAUUUUAAUUAACACCUACCAACCUCACUUUCUAUCGCUUUAUCCGCAAUUUUUCUUAAUAGCACUCACCACUAACUAACCUUAUGCGCUUGUUGAUUGAUUGGCUUCUCCAGUAGUGUUAAGUGAAUUAAUAAGUUCCUACUACGUUGUCCGGCCAUAGAGAUAGAAAAAGCUAUGGAAACCCUUUGCUUUCAAGGAACUCUGGUCUAGUUGAAAAAGACUAUUUGGUGAGCUAGGAAAAUAUGGAUCAAAUAUGAGUGAUACAAAAGCAAGUGCUACAGGAAAAAGAGAAAUUACUGUGGAUCCCUUGCUGGAAAGUUUCGAGAAGAAAUUAUACUCCAAAGGACAAGUUGAUUUUGCAGAGGAGGGAAGAGAUCUUAGUGCGGGAAGUACUUUUGCAAAGACCCAAGGGUGGAGUGUUAGAACACUAAGAAUACAAGCCUGACCUGGAACACCAAGUGGGUGUGGAAAAUGGGAAACGAGACUAGACAAGAACGUAUCUGAAGAAGCUGGAUAGCGUGGAGGAAGAAGUGAAGGAUGAACUCCAGCCAAUCUAGAUGAUGACAUUUGCCAUUGCAGUGUAUGGAGAUGUAGUCAAAGGCCUAGGAACCUGGCUUCUGUAUUUACCAUGUACCUGGAGCAUUGGUUUGGCAGCUGAACCAGGUUGUUUUCCAGAUUGGUACAUGCUCUCCCUCUUUGGCACUGGAGCUAUUCUGAUGCGUGGAGCAGGCUGUACUAUUAAUGACAUGUGGGACCAGGACUAUGAUAAAAAGGUUACAAGAACAGCCAAUCGUCCAAUAGCCGCUGGAGACAUUUCAACUUUUCAGUCCUUUGUUUUUCUUGGGGGACAGCUAACCCUGGCACUGGGUGUUCUUCUGUGUCUAAAUUACUACAGUAUAGCUCUGGGAGCAGGAUCCUUACUUCUUGUCAUCACCUACCCACUAAUGAAAAGAAUUUCAUACUGGCCUCAACUAGCCUUGGGCUUGACAUUUAAUUGGGGAGCAUUACUUGGAUGGUCUGCUAUCAAGGGUUCCUGUGAUCCAUCUGUUUGCCUGCCUCUUUAUUUUUCUGGAGUUAUGUGGACACUAAUAUAUGAUACUAUUUAUGCCCAUCAGGACAAAAGAGAUGAUGUUUUGAUUGGUCUUAAGUCAACGGCUUUGCGGUUCGGAGAAAAUACCAAGCCGUGGCUCAGCGGCUUCAGUGUUGCAAUGCUGGGGGCACUGAGCCUAGUGGGUGUGAACAGUGGACAGACUGCUCCCUACUACGCUGCCCUGGGUGCUGUAGGAGCCCAUCUGACUCACCAGAUACGACCCUAUAUUUUAAAAUGCUUAAAACAUCUUAACCCAUUGCACUGGUUCCAAUUAAAGAAGGAGCACUUGGUGGGUGCCAGUGGAGCAGGAGCUGUGAAUGCCAGUCACAGCCACAGCUUGCCAGGGUUGGAAUCUGCUUUAACACCUAUCAGUUGGUUGAUCUUGGGCAAGUUCCCUGACCUCUCUGUGGCUCACUCGGGGAUAAUCAUAAUACCUUUCUCAUGCAUUUCAAAAUUUUCUGUCUUCCCCUGCGAAUGGAGAUUUCAUGUACACCCUCCACCCUCUGGGUGCCAGUGGAGCAGGAACUAAGAACGCUAUCAUGACGACAGCUUGCCAGGGUUGGAAUCUGCUGUAACACCUGCCUACCAGUUGGGUGAUCUUGGGAAAGUUCCCUGACCUCUCCGUGGCUCAAAUACUCAAAUAGGUAUAAUCCUAAUACCUUUCUCAUGGAUUUAAAAAUUCUCUGUCUUCCCUUGCGAGAAUGGAGACUUCAUGAUAAGUGGGACCUUGUUUGUCUUAUUCAUUGAAAUGUCCCCAAUAUACCACACUGUAAGCACUCAGUAAACAUUUGUAAUUUUUGUA
This is a messenger RNA of Pan troglodytes (chimpanzee), 2832 nucleotides long. It is a transcript of the gene COQ2, whose product is annotated as coenzyme Q2, polyprenyltransferase. NCBI's taxonomy places the organism in Eukaryota, Metazoa, Chordata, Mammalia, Primates, Hominidae. Gene Ontology annotation, cellular component: mitochondrial inner membrane. The coding region runs from base 1498 to 2559 and encodes 353 amino acids. Gene Ontology annotation, molecular function: 4-hydroxybenzoate polyprenyltransferase activity. The record is from RefSeq and is a predicted model, not a curated record. Gene Ontology annotation, biological process: ubiquinone biosynthetic process. The transcript is spliced from 9 exons.